Neurospora crassa OR74A is the source of this 1644-nucleotide messenger RNA. RefSeq lists its product as hypothetical. The record is from RefSeq and is a predicted model, not a curated record. Lineage: Eukaryota; Fungi; Ascomycota; Sordariomycetes; Sordariales; Sordariaceae. Bases 284 to 1480 code for a protein of 398 amino acids. Gene Ontology annotation, cellular component: cytoplasm. The transcript has 4 exons. Gene Ontology annotation, molecular function: guanyl-nucleotide exchange factor activity.
AUGGACAUUACCUAAUUGUCUUGAGCUUUCGCUCGAACCCUCGACAAGCACUGCCAUGGGAGGGGGUUACAUAAACAAACAUAUGGUAGAAAUCCAUCCCUUCGUGCAUUGAAUUUGGACCUCGUCCAUGAUUUCCAACCACCACGCAAUCCAUCUUCGAAAUCGGCAUCCAUUCAUUCACCAACUUCCUUAAACCGAUCUUUGACGUGAACAUCACACUAUUGAUUCAAUACAUUGUAUCUACGUAUUUUUGCUCGGAUCGUCUUGGUUUCUUUUUAUAAUCAUGAAGCCACACGGGACAAUGGAGUUGUAUGCAACCGGAGCCAACCACUCGUUGCAGCUGCAUUUUGCAAAACAAGAAGAAAUAUACCAAGGUGACGCUGAUGACCUUUGGAAAUUCACUUGCGUGUUUCGCCACAGAGACAUUCAUACCAUUCGAAGCUUUGAUUCGCAUACUAUUGUUUACCAAAAGAGGAACAACAGAUUCAUCGCAAAAGCAGGCCGCGCCCCACGAGGCCACAACGCCCUACGCUUCGUGGAUGAGAACAUCUACAGAACCUUCGCCGAGGCAAACAACGGACAUGUAGCAGUUUACAAUUCCGAAACAGCCACGAUCACCGAAUACGCCACCAUCAGAGACCUCCUCCGAGACCUAGGGUUCCAUUACAAACCGAAGCACGUGUCGUGGGAAGAUGAGCUGGUAAAAGAAGAGAGACCAAAAGACUGCAGGCCUUCGCGAAAGGAACAAUUCGCCUGUGGCUAUGAGCACUAUCAUGCUUAUCACGAAGUGAUUCCUCGACCAACCCUGGUCCUCGAGGUUUCUUACACCGGGUUUCCCGACAUCGUCCAGCUACUUGCUCACUCGACCGGAUUCGCGGCCCUCUCUUCGACAGGGGAGGUGUACACGUGGGGUGAUGAGCGGUUUGUUGGGUGCUUGGGGAGGGAGGUUAGCGAUGAGUGCCCAGCUCAGUACCCCUCCCCCGUCCCCCUUCUCUCCCAACUUCCCACCGGCCCCGUUCGGCACCUCUCCAUCAGCCCUACCUCCUCUUUGCUCGCCUGCCUGACAGCCGGCAACGACCUCUACAUCUGGGGGGAUCCCAGACAGCUACCCCCUUCUCUUCGAACACUUUUCUUCGACCAACGGCGAGCCGCCGAAGGCGAUUGGCACGAUUACAACGAUAGUCCGGUCCCUGUGGUAAUCACCGACACGGACGGGAACGAGGUGGAUGGUAUCGUGGACGUGGCUGUGGGCACCGAACACAUAAUAGCGCUGACGGACCAAGGGGAGGUGUAUGUGAUUGGGCAAAAUUGGUGUGGUCAGUUGGGACUGGGAGAGGAGAUUAAAUGGGUGACCAAGUGGGAGAAAGUACCUUUGUCGCUGGACGAUGGAGGUGGCGGGACUAAAAAGGAGAUCAAGGCGGUCGCGGCAGGCCCUUGGGCGAGUUUCUUGAUUGUUGGUGAGCAGGAGAAGCGCAUGUGAAGUCUGUUGAUGAGUUUUGUCAUGGGUACCAAAGCGUGGCGUUGUGCAAUUACUGGUUGGCUUAGUUGCUUUGCUGAAAGAGCGAAACAUCGAUUCUUGCAUAAUGAUACCACUUUUGACAUUACACACAACACCUUUGCCUGCUCUUACCAAACACUAGUUGG